Toxoplasma gondii ME49 is the source of this 8714-nucleotide messenger RNA. RefSeq lists its product as hypothetical. The record is from RefSeq and is a predicted model, not a curated record. NCBI's taxonomy places the organism in Eukaryota, Apicomplexa, Conoidasida, Eucoccidiorida, Sarcocystidae. Bases 1 to 8241 code for a protein of 2746 amino acids. The transcript has 15 exons.
AUGACCGCCCCGUCUUUGCCGCCAACCGCGGCGUCGGCUGUCGCACGAGGCCUUCGCACGAGGAGCGAUGGACGCCGACAGCCAUCCCGGAGUUUCGCGGCUCAAAGUGUGAGACGACAGCGCGUAUCUCCACCCGGAGCUGGAGCGUCUGCCGCGCCUUCUGCCUUCCCCUUCUCCGUGUCAAAUGCCUCGCCCUCGUCUUUUCAACCGCCUCCGUUGGCUACACCGGCGCCCGGCCUCGGGCCAAGGCCGCCAGGAGUCGUCUUGCAUGGAGGACCGCCUGAGAGCGCGCGACCCGCGCUUUCCUUCCUUCCGCCUCCACGGCUCGCAUCGUCUCCAAAUUCUCUCCUUGCUGUUUCACCCUCGAUAGCUCGGCCAGUCAAUUCUGUCUCUCCUUCUGUUCCGCGUCCCGGCUCUGUGUCUCGUCUGCCCUCGUCCUUCGGUCCUUCCACUUCGUCUCCGGCGAAUCCGUUCCCUCCUGGUGAGCCUCGCUCUGCGGCCGCUGCUGUGGCGUCUUCUCCGUUUCUCGCGCCUCUCCUCCAUGCGGAGGCGGGGCCGAGGCGUGGAUCUCAAGGGCCUUUUCCUGCGGUGGCGAGCAGGGCGAAACCGAGCGCAGGUUCGCAGGCUUCGGGCCUUCGUGCGUUUCCAUCGGCGCCUUUCACCCUCGGAUCGGCCACCGCCUGGCCGCCGAGCAAGAGCGCAGCAGACUCGAGACGGAGGCUGGGACCUGAACUGACCUCGGCAACCUUCACCUUCGAGGAGUCGCUCUUCUUCACUCUCCUGCAACUGGUCGAGUCGGUCGCGGCCCCGAGCCCAACUAGCGACAAGGCGCGGCGCCGCGACUCUGGGCCUCAGGCCUCAUCCGACCGUGUUCGGAGGCCAGGCGAGAGCCCCCCUGACGCCGCCCAAGCCACGGAUGCUCUCGGUCUUCUCCGAACGAAACGCACCCUCCUCCUGCAACUCUAUGCCAUUAUUUAUGGACAGCCUCAAUCGUCGCGAUCUUCGUCAGCUGCUUCGCUUUCGUCCGUUUUUGUUCGUCCGAGCUCUGCACAGGCGUCGCAGCUCGCGCGCGGGCCUCUCUCACCUGCUACGUUGGCCUCCAUUUUGCCGGAUUUUCGGCGCCUCCCGAGCUCUGGGAAAACUCAGAAACACUUGAUCGCCUUGACGGAAAGGUACAAACAUGUCAAAGACCUCGGCCAAGAACUCAGGCGCGACAACUCCCUCACACCUCGCGUUUGGCUGUCGCUCUUCUACACCCUUCAAGGAAUGGGCCCGAAGGACUCUUACGAGCCGCUCUUCAUGUUCUUUCUGAGGUCGCUGCUGCCCAGCUUUCCCCACGUUUUUGACGCUCCGAGUGUCUCAGCCUCCUCGGGAGUUGAACGGCCUGACAGAGGCGGCGCAGCCGAGAACGCAGCUGCGUACAAGGCGGAGGAGGACAAAGCCAUCGACAAAACUGCCGUUGACUUCGAUCCUUUGUUCUUCCGGAUCGACCCCGAAUCCUUUCUCCCCCUCGUUGAUGCGCUAGCUCGAGCGCGCUUGCCGUACGCAUCUCUCUUUUGUUUGCAAGGGGCGUUGUCUCUUUGGGGUACGCGUCUCGUGAAAAACGAAGCGGACAUGCAGCUAGCUCUGCGCAUUCUCCGAGGGAUUGCCCUGAGCGUAGCUGACCAGAUCAAAAUCCCUGCCCAGGCUUCAUCCCGACCUGGAAAACUCUGCUCUUCUUCGACUUUGUCGUCUGCCGUCGCUGUGUCACCUCCUGAGUCUUCGUUCACUGCCCCUUCUCUCACCUCGCCUGCCUCUCCACCCUCUGCUUCUUCUACCUCUGCUUCUUCGUCGGGGGCGAGUGCACCGGUUUCAUCCACUUCUCGUUCACCGCGGACAAUCGAUGAGCCUCUCACAGAGGAAGGCUUUGCGCGUGCGAGCUAUGCCGUUGUCGCGGCUUGGCAGGAGUUGUGGCUGAUAUAUCAGCGUCUUCCUGACGUCCAUCCUUCCAGAAAAAUCUCCUUCUUUCUUCAGGCGCUUCCGUGGGCGGCGGCGAUGCAGCGGACAUGCGACGAGGUCUAUGCGAACAUGCCGACGGACGUCGGGAACCUCGCAGCUCUGGCCUACAGCGCCCGCAUGCGCCAGACGUAUUUAUUCCGGCUGCUUCAAGAGUUGCAGGAAGCAGAGAAGAGAGGCGAGAGCCCGGUGCACACUGGAGACUUGAGCCGAGCGGUCGUUUCUGCGGCGAAUACGAGCAGUAACGAAGGUGUGGCCUCGCUGUCUCCAUCAGUCUACCCCGCUGCGCUCUAUGUUUCUCUGCCGUCCCUCGGCAAGGCCCAGAGCUCCCCUCUCUCCACGGCCUCCCAGUCUGUGCCCUGCGAUUCGCCUGGAGUCGUUUUGUCUCCCGUCAAGGCUCAGCCGUCUCCUUGGCAGGCGCGGGUCUUGGGCGCCGCUCCGCUGCUGUCGCCCCACGGUUUGGGCGACGAGAGGGAGGGCGACUGGGCGCGCGUCGCGAAGGGCCUCUGGGAAGGCAAGGGCCUCUUUGGAGACGGCGUCGAGUUUCUCCAGGCCUCCCACGAGCUUCUCUCCGACUGGUCCUUUCUCUGGGCGAUGCCCGGAGAGGCCGAACCAGUGUGGCUCAAGCUCGCGGCGUUUUCCUCGCUCGUGCGCGUCGGAGUGUGUCCUCGCCCUCCGUCUACGAAAGAGACACUGGACGCGAGACAGGAGCAAAGCUGGGGUCCGGAAGAAGAAGGAGAGUUGUCUUGUUCCAACAAGCUCCCGAAAGCAGAGUCGAACAGAGCCGACAGACCUGCUCUUCUUCGCUCUUGGGAGGCGCGCAUGCAGACCGAGUUGGAAGCCGGACUCGCCAAGCGCGCCGGGCUCUCUACCUGCCACGGGGGAAGCCAGGGGAAACCUGCGGGGCCUCUCUCUGCCUCCGCGUCACCGUCUGGGGGACAGGUGGAGACAGAAGGGGAGCUGAAGAAGGUGGAAGAAGACCCCGACAGUGCAGAGUGGCUGUCUCUACCUCGAGCUCUUGUCGCUCUUGAACACCUGUAUUGCCGAGCUGCACACGAAUUCUGUCGGGCGCCGCAGCAUGCAAUCGACCAGUUCGUUCGCACUCGCCCUAGGGACUUCAUUAUGCUCAUGUUGGUGUCGUCUUUCCCCUCGCCAAGCCGCCGCGUUCACACGCCUCUUCCAGCAGUGCUGUCUGCCUCUACCUCGGCUUCGUCGAAGCUUUCCCUGUCUUCGCUCCUCCUGUCGCCCUCGAGCGUCAGUACACCGCAGCGUCUCGCGUCUUCGUGUUUCCUGCCUUGCCGCCACCCUGUGGCGCCGCCACUUUUCUUCCAGUUCCAAAACCUCAUUCCUCGUCUUCCGCCGUUCCGGCAAGAUGAACGCGACGAUCGCGGCGUCCACGUGGCGGCCCUGACUCUCCUCGCCGUUCGCUGGCGGUGGGUGUGUACAUGGGCAUCGGACGGGAGCACAUCCGCAGCAGGAGGCCUGAAUCGCGUCCUGCCUCUGUCGCGUUUCGAGCACUUCAUGAAGGCAGUCAGCGUGCUCUACUCGGAGGCGCUCUACACUGCCCGUCUCUUGCUGCCUCACCAGCAAGAGCGAUAUCUUCUCCUGCAGCAGCUUCUGCGCCACCUCGGAUACACUCCACACAAUCGCAUCGGUAUUCACCAGCUAGCCACCCAAGGCGGGCCUCGAGCUGCAGCGAAUGUCGUCUGUAUGCUAGCGGCAACGCGCGAGAUGCAUGCAGCGACAGGGUUGCGUCACACGCUGUUCGAGGUGCUCUCGUCGUUGUUGUCCAACCUGUUCUGCAAGGGGAUUUUCUUCUGGCCCUCGCGAUCCCCCGGUCCGCCUUUCGUGCCUUAUCCCCUUGACGCUUGCUCGCACGCUCCCGCCACCAAGCCUCUACUUCACCUGCCUUCGACGUCUUCUGCCUCUGCUUCUCCAUCUUGUUCGCCUCGUCCCGAGCGAGGGAUAGAGUUAGUUUUCGCGCCCAGCCCCGUCACACUGCUGCCGUAUCUCCAUUUGGUGGCGCUCGACACAUCUCAAGCCCGAUCUGUGAAUCCUCGUGUGUCUUACCUGCGCCGCACCAUUCGCUUGUAUCAGGUGCUGUUUGAGGCAUGUCUCCGCACCCCGGGGGCCGAGGGAAUGGGGCCACAACAGCUUAUUUCCCAAUUUGCGACUUCUCAAGCUGGAGCGGCAAGUCGUCGCGGUGGAAGUGAAGUCGCGUCUUUCAAGGCUCCGGACUAUGGUCGUGAACACAGCCCAAACACUCCUCUCGCGUCUCCGUGUUCGCCGUUGCCUUCUUCCCCGACCCCUUCGCCCUCGCGCCCAUCUGGCGAAACCAAAGAGGCAACAACAUCGUCUGCAUUGUCCGGAGAACAGAGAGAGCAUUCCAGGCUGGUCAAAAGCGCGGCCCACCGAGAAGAUUCAAACAAGAAACGUGAGACAGAGGCAGAGGUCACGCUGUACGGUUUGACAGAGGCAUCGGUUCAUCGUUCUUGGGCGGUGCCCUUGGCCCUGAACGCGAACGUCGAGUGCGCCUUCCACCUGCCCCUGCUUUUACCGCAUCUCUUGAACAUUUGGAAGGAAAAACUCGAUGCACGACGCUACAGCGCUCUCCGGAGUUUGUUGUUCCGGUCCACUCCACAGCAGGCAGAAGCUGCUGUCAAAACUGAGGGAGAAACGCGGCAAACACGAGGCAACGCCACCCAUGUGGAGCGCAACGUUGAGGACGCUACAGCGGGGACGGAAGCCCGCGAAGAGACGACCCGCGAGUCGGCUUCAGGCUCCCCAGGAUCGAAGCCUGUCUCCCCCGAGCUCGCUGUCUCCACUCUGGUUCUGUUCCUCUGUCGAGCGGCGAGGAUUCCAUUGCCAACUUCUCUGAUAAAGCAAGAAGGGCGCCCGGCGGGGCAGCAGCCCCACGGACAAACAACGGAGACAGAAAGGACGACCACGGGGACGCCGGCGAGGGGAGACGACGAACAGGCGGGAGCCGAAGCAAAAGAAGUCAGAGGGACGAGAUUGAAAGAUGGAGAGCAAGAAAUCAAAGUCGCUGAGGAGUCAAGUGGAGAGGGAAGCGGAGGAAAGAAUGGACUAUGGGUCACGAACACUGAACAACAGGAAGAAGUCCUAAUCGUGAAUGGAACAGGGCAAACGGGCGAUGCGGCGCAGGCAGCAAAGAAAGGAAUGGAGGACUCAGAAUUCGUUUUGGACGACGAAGCGGCAGACCUAGCUCUUUCUUCUCUCAGAUUCGACGACGACGGGAAUCUCGUCAUUCCGGCGGAGGAGAAAAGCGAAGGGGUUGCGAAGCCGACAGAGCAGGAGCAACACGAGACCGCCGAAACAACGAUGGAAGGAGACACACGAGCUCAGGAUAGUCUCCAUUCCCAACAGGAGAUUUUAUCUGCAUCAUCUCACGGACUGCAGCGAGCUGAAGAAACAGAAGGAAUGCAGGAGUACGAGGCGGAGCCUGGGACGACCCUGGAUUCGUCUCGAUUUGCUGAGCCGCUGCGGCACCUCACCCUUACGACAUUGGCGACAGGAAUGACUGUGGUUGAUGAAGAGCUUCAGUGUGUGAACGAGGUGAUUCACCGUCUCAGUGCCAAGUUUGGGUCCUCCAUUUCUUCCCCGGCGACGGCAGAGACGAUCGAUAAGGACCCGUUUUUGUCCGCGUGCUUCCAUCCCUUCCCCUCCAUAACUGCUUACCAAGCAGCACUUUCUUCGCUCUAUGACGUUUUCGACCUCCUCUUUGUGGAGAAACUGUCCUCUGCCUCGGUCCCCGAGCUUCAGCUUCUCGCGCUGAACACUCGGCGCGUGAUCAAACUGCCGCAUUAUCUUCCUUUCCCCUCACGAGAAGAUGAUCGGAAUGUUUCGGGUGCCACUGGAGCCUCUGGUCUUCCUGGAGGCGAGGAGAUUACAAGCGGCUUUGCCACAACGCGAGGAGAGGCAGUGGGCGUAAGUGACGGAGGCGGAGAGAUUGAAGAGGCCGACGGGGCCAAGGAGACGCAGAGAGAGCCCGAGGACGAUGAAGAAGAAGAAGAAGGGGAACGAGGUGUCAGGAAGGCGACGAAGAAAUCCGAGGCGGAACGCGUUCACUCUGGUCGUUGGGAAGAGGCGAUGAAAGACAGAAGAGAAUUCUUCUAUGGUUCUCUCAUGCAAGCGCUCGUGCUGCGCCUAACGAAACUCAACUCAACCCUGCGUAGGCCUGAGCUCGGUCACGCGAGCGGUGGGGAGGAUUCGGUGGCGACAGGGGGAGAGGUAGCGAUGCGAACGCAGGGCGAGAGGCCUGGUGACAAUCAAGUAUUGAUGAAAUCUCGGGCGGAGGCCGUGUCACUCUUCGAGCUUCUUCUCCACAUGCUUGCGGGUUCGCCUCUCCCUGUUCAGCGCGAGUUGUUGUUCCUUCUCCUGCAACGGUCAGACGCCAACACCGAACACGAACACCUCGAAGAAGGAAGGACAGGGGUGCAGGAAUCGGCUUCUUUCGAUGAUGUAACUUUUUCUCACAUCGGUGGAUCUGCGCCAGAAACAGGUGAAGAGAGCAGCGGUUUCUCCGACGAAAUGAAGGAGAGGCAAAACUUGCUUCUCCACCUUUCAAAGCCGUUUGAGCUGCUCUGCGACGCAGUGCCCUCGAUGUCGGAAUGUCAACUCUACCGCUUCGUUCUCGCAGUUGCCCGUCUAGAUCUCCUUGGAUGUCUCUUCCCCACAGCCGAAGAGAAGCGCAGGUCUGCUUUGGGGUAUCCCGCGGUUCCCAUGGCUGCUUCCGCGCUUGCCUCCCCUGUCUUCUGCGCUGCUCCUGUUGCGGCCGAGAGACAGAGACGCCUAGGUCCACUUUGCCCACCGGGUGCGCCCAGCGAACAGAGUGGUGAUGGGGAAGAAUCGCCGUAUACAAACGACGUUAGAAGUCGUGGAUCCGCUCCUGCGCUCACUGCGCCACCGGUGAAGCUUCAUCUCCUUCUUUCGCUGGAUAUGGAAGGAAAAGAAGGUAUCGGCGACGCCGUAGAAAGUGCGGUGCAGGGCGCGGAUCGGGGCAGCAGGGGGCUCCGAGAAGAGACUCGUAGGGAAACAUCUGGCAGAAAACAGGAGGCGGAAAGGACAGUGCAGCAGAGCAAGCGGAGAGAAGAAAGGCGACUUGCUGCGAUGCACUUGCAAAGGGCAGUCGAGGGAGCUCUCAGGUCGAAGCUCGCGUGCGGAUGGGCAACGCUUUCCUUCUCGGAAGCGACAGGUCUUCUGUGGGCGUUGACUGUCAUGCCGGAACCUAAAAUGGAUCUACUCGUCCUUCUUUUCGACAGGAUUGAAUCGUUUUUCAACGUGGUAUUGGAAGAACAACGAAUUAUCGAGCAGCCCGCGGACCUCCCUAACCAUAUCCCUUUCCUCACCUCGGGGCCGAUCUAUCGAUUUCUGGCCACACAUACACCGGUUGAUUCGACACGACUAAGAACAGCGUGUGUCUCUCUUCUGCAUGAGGGGGAUGCCUCUGUCGUGUCGUCUCUGCAAGCUCGAUUCCCUCUCUGUUGGGUCGCUCUGGAGGUGCUGUCGUCGACCCGCUUCCACCAGGAAAGAAGCAUUUUUUCGGACACCUUUGCGACGUCACAUUCUGGGAGAACUCCAGAUGAAGGAGAACAUGGAAGUGAUUCAGAAGACGAAAUCGACGGGCAGGGAAGAAAGACGACCCAGUGCGCGACCUCUGCUGUUUCACCCCUUGCGCAGUCUGUCAUUCGCAUGACACAAAUGAAGCACGGCCUCUCGCUCCUAUGGGCAACAGAUUUCCAGAUUCCAGGACUUCCCUUUCACUUCGAUUUGGCUCUUCCGAAACAGCGUAUCGUCUUCCUCCUCGGGUCUCACUGUGCAUCGAUGCCUCUCACUGAUGACACAGAUGCGUUUGAUCCUCUAUCGUGUAUAAGCGGACUCGAGCCUGAUCUCGUUUCUGCCGUCCCAACGCUUCCUCUUGUCGUUCAGCGGCGGGAGACGAAUGCAGACGGAAUAACUGGAGGGAAAGGAGACGCUUCCGGCAAAACCAGGGAUUUUAACUGGGAACUGUCAGAAUGUGUCGUGGGAUCACCGCGAUCAGGAAUGAACGAAAUUGGCGAACAGAAACAGAAGUUUAGGGAUGCUGGCUCCUGUGGGGGACGGCGCCUCAUUAGACGACUCACCGAAAAGGCAGGAUACAGGCUAAUCGAGGUCGAGGCGCCCGAUGCAGCCCAACUGGACGCUGCCUUGACCCGUAUCCUUCAAGUCGGUGACCACCUAUCAUGAGCGAACGUACGAUUUUUCACAUCACUGACCCCCAAGCAAAUGGACGGCGGGUUUAUGGAUGCUUCCUCGCAUCAAUUGGGUACACCUGUAUGAGCAGUUUUCCAGGAAAUGCUUGCGCGCACCAACAGUUAAUGAUCCUCUGGCACGUUUUAUAAUGAAGUCUGUCUCAUGCUAGAGUCUCAAGGUGCAGGGAAUAACUUCUACAGGUAUAGCGGCGUGUGUCUAUGUGUAACUAUGCUUCGUAUAUUUGCAACUCAUAUAUAUACUCACGUGUAUGCAGACAUUUUACACGGGUGCACACUCGUGUGUUUCAGAUUGUUUUAGGCAGUUUAAGCUCUGUCCAGUGAUUUGUUAGAUGGCUGGUUUUUCGAAAUGACCCACAAACCUCGCUAAAAGCACCUCCGUGAAGUCGCCUGUGUGGCGAGAAAUUUCCGUUCAGCAUCAUCCUGAAACUCCGCGAUGUUCCAGAAAUU